AUGCCUCAGUCGCUAGGAGAGCUGAGACACAGACACAAAGACUUGGCUGUGUUACCACAGGGACCUUAUGGCGGGGCAAAACCGGUUGUUGCUCGUGUCUUGAGGCAAGCGCACGGAUUUCGAACACCCUUCAACCCAACUCUUUCUUCCGAUAGUUCCGGCCAGCCGGCUUCGUCACGGCUCGAGAUGGGUGCCAUUAUCUGUGUCCUUGAUGCGGCAGGCUGUGGCUUCCGUUCGUACGUCUUCCAUAUUAUGAUACAUCUUUGGAGGUUGUUUCCGGCUCCGCCUGUCCGGACACCUUCCUGUCCUCAGCCCAGGUCCCUCCCUCGGGACAGUACUCCGAUAAUAGUGAGGCUGGAGGAGGAUGGACUUGCAAAAUAUUCCCGACGAUCUGCCAACAAAAAUUAA
Messenger RNA from Nezara viridula (southern green stink bug), 408 nucleotides. The record is from the annotation of a GenBank genome assembly. Lineage: Eukaryota; Metazoa; Arthropoda; Insecta; Hemiptera; Pentatomidae.